UCACUAAUUACAAUGCAAUUUACGAAGUUUCAAAAUAAUGUAAAAGUACAAUUGAUUACGUUGAACAUACGUUUCAACUACGAUUCCCAGUGAGCACUGCGGUAAAAAAAAUCACGUACUUACUCCAAAAUUAAAGUUUAGUAGUAGGCUAUUUACCUUAGAUUAACCUUUUAUUUUGAAAUUAAGUUUGCUACGUCGGAGCCGCUUCCUGUUCAACAUUUGCAGUGUUCCUAUUUCUCGACAGCGCUGGAACUGAAAGUCGAAGCUGUAUAUUUUUUCUGCUCUAACAAUGAAUUACAAAAUACGUGCUGCAACAAAAGAAGACUGCAAAGAUAUAUCUAGGAUGAUAACGGAGUUGGCGGUUCAUGAUAAAAUGUCGGACCAAGUGAAGCUAUCAUACGAAGAACUGGAGUAUGAUGGCUUCUGCCAGAAUCCCUUCUUUGAAUGCCUUGUUGCAGAAGUAUCCGAGGAGCAUAAAUCUAAAGAAGGAUUCACAACUGUUGGAUACGCCCUUUACUUUUACACUUACAGUACAUGGAAGGGACGAUCACUGUAUUUGGAGGAUCUGUAUGUAAUGCCAGAAUUUCGAGGAAAUGGCAUUGGCAGUGGUUUACUGAGCAAGGUUGCUGAGGUAGGCAAAAAGAAGAAGUGUGUGCGGUUGCAGUUGUCUGUGUUGAACUGGAAUACUCCAGCUCGAGACUUCUAUGCUGCUAAAGGAGCUCAGGACCUUACUGUUAAUGAAGGCUGGCACUCAGUUCGUUUUGAUGGACAAAACCUGGACAAUUUAGCAAAUGAAGCACCUAAAGAUGUUUAGGUUUCCAUGGAAAAUAUGUGCA
This is a messenger RNA of Monopterus albus (swamp eel), 836 nucleotides long. Its product is annotated as diamine acetyltransferase 2-like. The record is from RefSeq and is a predicted model, not a curated record. The transcript is spliced from 6 exons. Lineage: Eukaryota; Metazoa; Chordata; Actinopteri; Synbranchiformes; Synbranchidae. Gene Ontology annotation, molecular function: N-acetyltransferase activity. Bases 290 to 814 code for a protein of 174 amino acids.